Polypterus senegalus (gray bichir) is the source of this 758-nucleotide messenger RNA. It is a transcript of the gene polr2f, whose product is annotated as RNA polymerase II, I and III subunit F. Gene Ontology annotation, molecular function: DNA-directed RNA polymerase activity; DNA binding. The record is from RefSeq and is a predicted model, not a curated record. The transcript is spliced from 5 exons. Gene Ontology annotation, cellular component: RNA polymerase II, core complex; RNA polymerase III complex; nucleus. Gene Ontology annotation, biological process: DNA-templated transcription. NCBI's taxonomy places the organism in Eukaryota, Metazoa, Chordata, Cladistia, Polypteriformes, Polypteridae. Bases 104 to 487 code for a protein of 127 amino acids.
AUAUUUUGUUUGGUUCCGGAAGGAAAAGUACGCCACUCUCAAACGUGUCUGUUUGUAGUGGUGUAAUUAAUCGUGAAGACUAUCUCUUCACUUAAAGUUCAGCAUGUCUGAUAACGAAGACAACUUUGAUGAUGGGGAUUUUGAUGAUGUCGAAGAAGAUGAAGGAUUAGAUGAUUUGGAAAAUCCAGAAGAUGAUGAUCAAGAAAACGUACAGAUUCUGCCUGCAGGAGAAGGGCAACAGCCCAACCAGAAACGUAUUACUACCUCUUAUAUGACCAAAUAUGAAAGAGCCAGAGUGCUAGGGACAAGGGCACUUCAGAUAGCUAUGUGUGCUCCAGUGAUGGUGGAAUUGGAAGGAGAAACUGAUCCUCUCCAGAUUGCCAUGAAGGAGCUCAAGUCCAGAAAGAUUCCAAUUAUUAUAAGACGCUACCUUCCAGAUGGAAGCUACGAGGACUGGGGCUGUGAUGAGUUGAUAAUUACGGACUGAACAUCAGAAAAACUGUUCCUCCUUAAUAAUUUUAGUGCUGUUAUGUGUUGUAUUCUUUUAUAUUUCGGUGGGAUGUUUUCUCCACUAGAGGGAGAUCUAAUGCCACAAGCACUGAAUCUGACAAAGCUCAACGGACAUUCAGCUCUCGCUAGCCUUCUCUUUUUGUGUUUGUUUUUUUGUCAAACGAAUCUGGUAGCAUAUAAUGCGUAUGACUUUUUGUGUUAAUAUUCUAAGAUGACAGUGAAACUAAUAAAUAUUUUAAAAGCUGACA